GUUUCCCAGAGUGCCCUGCUCUAGGUUGAGAAAUCGAUCGUAGGCGUCGUGCGGCUUUCUGUUGGUCGAGUCUGAUGCUGAUAUUUGGUAGUGGUGGUGGUGCGGGACUCGGUACCGGUAACGAAAAUGCAGGAGUUAAUCGCUUGUGUGGACCACUUACGGUUCGAUCUGGAGCUGGCCGUGGAACAGCAGCUGGGGGCUCAACCCCUCCCAUUCCCGGGCAUGGACAAGUCUGGGGCUGCUGUUUGUGAAUUUUUUCUGAAGUCGGCCUGUGGAAAAGGCGGAAUGUGUCCGUUCAGACAUAUCAGUGGAGAGAAGACGGUAGUCUGUAAACACUGGUUACGAGGCCUUUGCAAGAAGGGAGACCAGUGUGAAUUCCUGCACGAAUAUGAUAUGACUAAAAUGCCAGAGUGCUACUUCUACUCCAAGUUUGGCGAGUGCAGUAACAAAGAGUGCCCGUUUCUGCAUAUUGACCCAGAAUCAAAGAUAAAAGACUGCCCGUGGUAUGACAGGGGCUUCUGUAAGCACGGACCCCUCUGCAGACACCGGCAUACUCGAAGAGUUAUUUGUGUCAAUUACUUGGUGGGAUUCUGUAUCGAAGGCCCUAACUGUAAAUUUAUGCAUCCCCGUUUUGAAUUACCUAUGGGAACCGCAGAACAGCCGCCGCUACCUCAGCAGACACAGAAUCAGCAGAAGCAAAAUAAUAACCAGGUGUUACAAAGGUCAUCUUCACUCAUUCAGCUAACAAGCCAGAAUUCUCCUGUCAGCCAACAGCGUUCUCCACAGACAAUCGGUGUCAUGCAGUUACAAAGUGGCACCCAGGGAAACCGGGGACCUAGGCCACUGGACCAGGUUACCUGCUAUAAGUGCGGGGAGAAAGGACAUUAUGCCAACAGAUGUACAAAAGGUCACUUGGCUUUCCUGAGUGGGCAGUAACGAGUGCUUUGGGGUAUGGACAUAAUGGACAGUCAAUUUUAAUUUUAACAUCAAGAUGCUGGAGACUUUUUCCUUGUUCUAUGUAAAUAUUGGACUCUUUUUCUGCUAUUUACUCUGAGCAGUUGAUAGGAAUCUUCUCCUUCCAAGAACUGUUUGGCAAAGAGAGUUUUUGCCAAUAACUAUUUUUUUAAAUAAAAAAUGUAAAUGAAUUUUUAUUUCUUUUUAUUUCUUUAAUAUAACUUUUGUACAGACAAGAUCAAAUGCCAACAGUUCUCUUGAAUUUAACAUUGUUAAUAAACUCUAUUUUAGUGA
Molecule: messenger RNA, 1248 nt
Organism: Xenopus laevis (African clawed frog)
Lineage: Eukaryota; Metazoa; Chordata; Amphibia; Anura; Pipidae
Gene: cpsf4.S
Product: cleavage and polyadenylation specific factor 4 S homeolog
Cellular component (GO): nucleus
Molecular function (GO): RNA binding; metal ion binding; nucleic acid binding
Source: RefSeq, marked provisional